GUGAGAGAGAGAGGGAGGGGGGAGGAGAGAGAUAUGGAGGGGUGCCGGUCGCUUCCUCUCUCUUUCGUCCUUCUUCCACUCCUCUGGAUCCCACGAUCCCUUUGCUCGCGACCGCUAAUUGGUUUUGUUGUAGGGGAUUUUGAGAAUUUAUAUCAGAUUUGAGAUUGGAUCUAGAGAUCGUAUCCAUCUGUUGGUUUUUUGUUUAUACUACACAUUGACAUAGUUGCCUAAGUUUGACAUUCCAUCAACCAAUCGCAAUGUGGAGUUUUGCAUCAAAUGCCAUCGCCGGAAGUUUAAGCCCAAAGAAGACCUACCAAAAAUCAAGCGCAUCCAAUCUUGAUUGCUCAGAUGAUGAGGUUUCUUCAUGCACCAGCAGAGAAGAAGGUCUGGAUUGUCCAAUAUGCUGCGAAUCAUUUAAUAUUGUCGAGAAUGUGCCUUACGUUUUGUGGUGUGGCCAUACCUUAUGCAAGAAUUGCGUCUUCGGACUUCAGUGGGCUGUUGUUAAAUUUCCAACUGUACCAAUCCAGCUACCUUUCUUCAUCUCCUGCCCAUGGUGCAAUCUUCUGUCAUUUCGGCUGGUUUACAAGGGUAAUCUCACAUUUCCCCGCAAAAACUACUUCCUACUCUGGAUGUUAGAGAGCAUGAAUGGCAAUAGAGUGAAGUCUCAGUCCUCAGUCUGUGGGGAGCACCAUCUUGUCUGCCCUUCAAGUAAUGCUUACCGCCAUCACAGCGCACAAAGAGCUCCAAAUAUGCAUGCAGAACACUCCCGUGCCGAUCAGAAUCAUGCUGGCCUAGUCAGUAACUACUUCAGUUCAGAGAGGAUCCAUGCUUCCCUACGUAAAUCGCUUGCGUUCUUUGUUCGCGUAACUGCUAAGUUCCCACUCAUAAUCAUCUUUCUUCUCAUAGUCCUGUAUGCCAUCCCUGCUAGUGCUGCCAUUUUAGCCCUGUACAUCCUUGUCACUGUCCUGUUUGCAUUACCAUCCUUUUUCAUACUAUAUUUUGCAUUUCCUAGCUUGGAUUGGCUUGUCAAAGAGAUCUUUACCUAGUGGUUUCUCCUUCCAUCCAAACCAGAGCUAGAGGUUGACAGGGUUAUUAGCCAGUGAAGCGCAUGGAAUAUAUUCAUUGUCAUGCAGGUUUCCUCUGCAAUGAUGUACAAAAUAGUCAUCUGGUGCAUGGUCAGGUGCUCAAUGUAUGUUGUUUUGGACAACUAGUUACUGGUUACUCCAUGUUGUGUUGCCCAUAGAUCGGUUGGAGCUUGGUGAGUAAUACAUGUCAUUCAAGGUAUUGGCAUCAUGUUUGACUGAGGGAUCAGUUACUUUUUUCUUUUCCUCCACCUUUGGGAAUCAAAUGUGGUCAUCUUGAUGGAAAAAGCCCUUGAAUCAUUUGUCUGUUCCAGUUAUUGGGCUAUUGUGCAUGACAGUGCUUUCUUGAUUCAUGGCUUGUGAUUGUUGAUUGUACUGGUGGUCUAUGUAUGAUAUAUCUAGUUCCUUUUUGAGUAUAUGUAUGGCUAUUUUUGUUUGGGUUUAA
Phoenix dactylifera (date palm) is the source of this 1527-nucleotide messenger RNA. RefSeq lists its product as uncharacterized. The record is from RefSeq and is a predicted model, not a curated record. NCBI's taxonomy places the organism in Eukaryota, Viridiplantae, Streptophyta, Magnoliopsida, Arecales, Arecaceae.